AUGUCGGGAAAACAGCAAGACAAGAGUGUCAUGGGCAUGCCCGGUUUCAUGGUGGACUUCUUGAUGGGUGGUGUCUCCGCCGCCGUCUCGAAGACCGCCGCCGCCCCCAUCGAGCGUGUCAAGCUCCUCAUCCAGAACCAGGAUGAGAUGCUCAAGUCCGGUCGUCUUGACCGCAAGUACAACGGUAUCGUCGAGUGCUUCAGCCGUACCGCCAAGAACGAGGGUGUCCUGUCGCUCUGGCGUGGUAACACUGCCAACGUCAUCCGUUACUUCCCCACCCAGGCGCUCAACUUCGCUUUCCGUGACACCUACAAGUCCAUGUUCGCCUACAAGAAGGAGCGUGAUGGUUACGCCAAGUGGAUGGCCGGUAACUUGGCCUCUGGUGGUGCUGCCGGUGCCACUUCCCUCCUCUUCGUCUACUCCCUCGACUACGCCCGUACCCGUCUCGCCAACGACGCCAAGUCGGCCAAGAAGGGUGGCGAACGCCAGUUCAACGGUCUCGUAGACGUCUACAAGAAGACGCUCGCCUCUGACGGUAUCGCUGGUCUCUACCGUGGUUUCAUGCCCUCCGUUGCUGGUAUCGUUGUCUACCGUGGUCUGUACUUCGGUAUGUACGACUCGAUCAAGCCUGUCCUCCUCACCGGUUCCCUCGAGGGUAACUUCUUGGCCUCUUUCGCUCUUGGUUGGGCUGUCACCACUGGUGCCGGUAUCGCCUCUUACCCUCUCGACACCAUCCGUCGUCGUAUGAUGAUGACCUCUGGUGAGGCCGUCAAGUACAAGGGUACCAUGGAUGCCGCCCGCCAGAUUGUCGCCGCCGAGGGUGUCAGCUCCCUGUUCAAGGGUGCUGGUGCCAACAUUCUCCGUGGUGUUGCCGGUGCCGGUGUCCUGUCCAUCUACGACCAGGCCCAGCUCCUCCUCUUCGGCAAGAAGUUCAAGGGUGGAUCUGGUUAA
Messenger RNA from Exserohilum turcica Et28A, 951 nucleotides. RefSeq lists its product as uncharacterized. Lineage: Eukaryota; Fungi; Ascomycota; Dothideomycetes; Pleosporales; Pleosporaceae. The transcript has 5 exons. Gene Ontology annotation, biological process: mitochondrial ADP transmembrane transport; mitochondrial ATP transmembrane transport. Gene Ontology annotation, molecular function: ATP:ADP antiporter activity. Gene Ontology annotation, cellular component: mitochondrial inner membrane. The record is from RefSeq and is a predicted model, not a curated record. Bases 1 to 951 code for a protein of 316 amino acids.